Myotis lucifugus (little brown bat) is the source of this 2002-nucleotide messenger RNA. RefSeq names its product leucine rich repeat containing 43 (gene LRRC43). NCBI's taxonomy places the organism in Eukaryota, Metazoa, Chordata, Mammalia, Chiroptera, Vespertilionidae. Bases 1 to 1989 code for a protein of 662 amino acids. The record is from RefSeq and is a predicted model, not a curated record. Gene Ontology annotation, molecular function: protein binding. The transcript is spliced from 12 exons.
AUGGGACUCAUCAAUUGCAUUCCUAGAGGAAUUCCUUCCAAGAAAAAUGACAACACGCAUUCCCACGAAAACCUGUACAUGAGUGUUCAGAGCAGCAUUCCUCGUCAGAGCCGGACAAAUAAGUCAAGAUUUCUUCCUCAAACUUGGCGGACGUGGCGGGAGCUGGUCCCCAGAGAGGAGGAGGCUGGGGGCCCCGAGGAGGAGACCGUGGAGGACCUGCUGGGCCUGGUCUGCAGCCCCCAGUCGCCCUGGGCUCUGCUGGAAGGCUCCAGUGCUGAGGACCUGUUCCUGAGGCAGCUGGCCAUCCGGAACCCCCACAUGCUCCAAGAGGACUUCCUGUACUCCUACUUCAGGUCCCUCCAGGUGGUGGACAAAGAGGUGAGCCUGGUGGAUAAAGACCUCCUGAAAUUCCCAAAGCUUGAAGAGUUGGUACUGAGUGCCAAUCAAAUCAAGGAGAUCGAUGCCUUCAAUCUGCCACCAACUCUCAAGGUAAAAGAGCUCUACGGAAACAUCAUCACCAUUCUGAGGUGUCUGUGUGCUCGCCCUCCAACAGUCCUACAGGACUUGGGGCUGGGCCACUACAAGCUUCUGGGGCCCCUGCAAAGCAUGUACAUCACCUCCCAACACUGGCCCAACCUGGUGUCUCUGGACCUGAGCUUCAACGACCUGACAGACCUGCAGGGCAUGAUGGCCAGCCUCAGCACCCUGCAGCGCCUGCGGCUGCUGGUCCUGCAGGGCAACCCGCUGGCCCUGGUGCCCUACUACCGCGGCUUCACCAUCGACAGCCUGGCCCGGCUCUGCGUGCUGGACGACAUCACCGUGUCCUCCAGCGAGAAGCACCAGUUCCAGGGGCUCCGCUACAAAGCGGACUCCGCCGAGUCCGCGCCCUCGUCCGCGUCGCAGUCGGUGGAGCUGGAGUCGGGGGUGUCGGGCGGGUCGCUGUCGCUGCCGGGGUCCUUGGGCUCCGCGGAGGAGCUGGCGCAGCUGCGGCCGAGGAUGGACCUGCGGCUCUGCCCGUCGCCGGGGACAGUCCUCUUCAGCACCGUCCGCAAGCCCUGGGCUGACGUCAUCCCCUGCAACUAUGAGAUGCAGCAUACGCUCCGGGACCUGGUGCCGCUCAAGGCCUUCCUGCUGGCAGGGACGACCGUGACCAUCGUGGAGGAGAAGAUUCUCUCCUGGCCCGUGGUGCCACCUCCUGUCGACAGUUCCUUGCCUGCCAAGGGAAAAGGGGAGAAGGAGAAAGAGAAGAAAGAGAAAGAGGAGAAAGAGAAAGAGGAGAAAGACAAGAAAGGGAAAGAUGGGAAAGACAAGGCUGCCAAAGGGGAGAAAGAGAAGGAACAGAAGGGGGCCAAGAAGAAGAGAGGGGUCUCCAAGGAGCUUCGCCAGGAUCCCCCCAUCCUGCGGGUGCUGGGCAGCGGCCUGGUGGUCCUGGAGCCCCUGCUGGCGGGGGAUCCACUCGUGUCCACCCUGUGCACGUUUGGGGUGAUCCGCACCUUGGAAUCCGACAGGCUGACAUUUCUCAGGUGCUGGGAAGCAAGGCCAGUGGGGCCAGGUCGUGGGAGGGUAGGGGUGGCAGGCUGGGGGAGGAGGCCCCAAGCCCCCUCAAGAAGCCCCAGCGUUGGCAAGGCCUUGGAAGGCAUAGGACGGCCAGUGGGGUCGUGGGGCAAGGGGGCAGGUGGCCCCCUCCUCCCUAGGAGACCCUGCCCUGCCUCCGUGCCAGGAGAGGCCUGGCAGGGGGGAGCCGCCCACAAGACGCACUGGAAUCUGCACCCCCCACUCUGUGAGCGUCUUAUUUGGUGGUUCUUCUCUCAGGAUUCUAAGACUAAGAAAGCUAAAAAAGCUUUGGAGCCAGGGAAGGCCAAGAACAAGAUGCCAGCCUUGCCAGGCUACGAGAGCGACUACCACCCCGAGCCCCUGACGGUGGAGGUGCAGAUCCAGGUGAACCAGUGCCGCUCGGCCGAGGAGGCGCUGCGGACCCUGGUCGUGUAGCCGCAUUAAAGGU